Molecule: messenger RNA, 2349 nt
Organism: Lolium rigidum
Lineage: Eukaryota; Viridiplantae; Streptophyta; Magnoliopsida; Poales; Poaceae
Product: subtilisin-like protease SBT1.4
Exons: 1
Coding region: 1-2349 (782 amino acids)
Biological process (GO): proteolysis
Molecular function (GO): serine-type endopeptidase activity
Source: RefSeq, a predicted model, not a curated record
AUGGCCCGACCACGAUGCGGGGCUCUAUGCAUCAUGCUCACCGUCGUUUUCGCUGCGGCAGCGGCGGAGGAAACAGAGAAGCAGUCCUCAUACAUUGUGCACGUCGCGCACAAGCACGCGCCGCUGCUGCCACGCCGCGGCGGACUGCUAGCCACCAGAGCGUACGGCUCGUUCCUGGGUGACCACAUCCCCGUGCACAUGUCCGUCCCGGCGCCGAGGGUGCUCUACUCCUACUCACACGCGGCGACGGGCUUCGCGGCGCGCCUCACGGCACGCCAGGCCGCGCGCCUUGCGUCCCAGCGUUCCGUUCUCGCCGUCGUCCCCGACGCGACGCUUCAGCUGCACACCACGCUGACGCCGUCCUUCCUCGGCCUCUCGGCUUGGUCCGGCUUGCUCCCGGCGUCCAACAGCGCCACGGACGUCGUCAUCGGCGUCAUGGACUCCGGCGUGUACCCCAUCGACCGCGCCUCGUUCGCGGCGGACCCGUCUCUGCCGCCGCUGCCGCCUGGCAAGUUCCGAGGGAGCUGCGUCUCGGCUCCGUCGUUCAAUGCCUCCGCGUACUGCAAUGGCAAGCUGGUCGGCGCCAAGGCCUUCUACGAGGGUUACGAGCUUGAUCUUGGGCGUCCCAUCAACGAGACGGAGGAGUCGAGGUCGCCGCUCGACACCAACGGCCAUGGCACGCACACCGCGUCCACAGCCGCCGGAUCCGCCGUCGCGGACGUGGCCUUGUACGGCUACGCCAGAGGGAAAGCCGUCGGCAUGGCCCCGGGCGCGCGCAUCGCGUCCUACAAGGUGUGCUGGAAAUACGGGUGCAAGGCCUCUGACAUCCUCGCCGCGUUUGACGAGGCCAUCGCCGACGGGGUGGACGUCAUCUCCACUUCGCUCGGCUCCACCGGAUGGGCACAACCAUUUGAUAUGGACAGCAUCGCUGUGGGCGCCUUCAGCGCCGUCCGCAAGGGCAUCAUAGUCUCGGCCUCCGCGGGGAACUCCGGUCCCCGCGAGUCUACCGCCGACAACGUCGCACCGUGGCUGUUGACGGUGGGCGCGUCCACCAUCAACCGCCGGUUCGCAGCGGACGUGGUUCUCGGCAACGGGGAUACCUUUUCAGGCGCUUCCUUCUACGCCGGCCCUCCGCUUGGCGCAACCAAGAUACCGCUGGUAUACGGCCGGACCGUCGGCUCCAAGACCUGCGAAGCCGGGAAGCUGAACGCCAGCCUGGUCGCCGGGAAGAUCGUUCUAUGCGACCCUGGCCCCGGCGUGAAUUUCGUGCAAGGGGAGGCUGUGAAACUCGCCGGCGGCGUGGGAGCCAUCUUCACGAGCGCGAAAGAGAUGGGCGAGCAGGCGUUCGGCAGCCCCCAGAUCCUCCCCGCUACAGCUGUCACCUUCACCGCCGCCAAGAAGAUACAGAAAUACAUAAGCAAGAAUACAUCCCCCAUGGCGACGAUCGUGUUCCAGGGCACCGUCAUCGGCCCGACACCUCCUUCCCCUAGAAUGGCGUCCUUCUCGAGCCGCGGGCCAAACGUCCUCGCGCCGGAGAUCCUCAAGCCGGACAUCACUGCCCCCGGCGUGGAAAUCCUCGCUGCUUGGACCGGCGCCAGCUCGCCUUCGGGCCUCGAGUGGGACACGAGGCGAGUGCAGUACAACAUCGUGUCAGGGACGUCCAUGUCGUGCCCGCACGUGAGCGGCAUCGCGGCGUUGCUCCGGCAGGCCAGGCCGGAGUGGAGCCCCGCCGCCAUCAAGUCUGCGCUGAUGACCACCGCGUACAACCUAGACAGCGCCGGCGGUGUCAUCGGCGACAUGUCCACCGGCAAGGCGUCCACGCCGUUCGGGCGCGGGGCGGGACACGUGGACCCCAACCGCGCCGUCGACCCUGGCCUGGUGUACGACGCCGGCGCCGAGGACUACAUCACCUUCCUCUGCGCGCUCGGCUACACCGACGAUCAGGUAGCCAUCUUCACGCGAGAUGGACCGGCGACCAACUGCUCCACACACGCGGGCUCCUCUGUCGGGGACCAUAACUACCCGGCCUUCGCGGCAGUGUUCAGCUCGAAAAAACACAAGGUCAUCACUCAGCGCCGUGUGGUGCGCAACGUCGGUGGAAACACCGAGGCCACCUACAAUGCCACGGUCACCAGCCCCGCCGGCGUGCGCGUCACGGUGAAGCCGCGAAAGCUUAGGUUCAGCGUGACCGAAGACACGCAGGAGUACGAAAUCACCUUCACCCGAGCCGCAGGGAGCGUCAAGGAAGCCUACACUUUUGGGUCAAUCGUCUGGAGCGACGGCGAGCACACGGUGACGAGCCCCAUCGCCAUAACCUGGCCGUCGACGAGCAAAAUAGCGGAGAUAUGA